Messenger RNA from Meyerozyma guilliermondii ATCC 6260, 1749 nucleotides. RefSeq names its product putative aspartic endopeptidase (gene YPS7). The transcript has a single exon. Gene Ontology annotation, molecular function: aspartic-type endopeptidase activity. The record is from RefSeq and is a predicted model, not a curated record. Gene Ontology annotation, biological process: proteolysis. Lineage: Eukaryota; Fungi; Ascomycota; Pichiomycetes; Serinales; Debaryomycetaceae. The coding region runs from base 1 to 1749 and encodes 582 amino acids.
AUGCGCCGGAUUCUUCCGUUUUUGGCAUUUGUUGUGUCGAUAGCAGCAAGAAAAGACUCUGAUAUUUCGUCCCUGACAACCUCCACGUCCACUACAGUGUCCACCCUCCCUUCUGUGGACUUGCAGUCGUUUCUGAGAGAAACUGACGAAGACAAAUCCAUUGCAAAACUCAUUUUUACCAUUCCAUACAAUGACGUUUAUUAUAAUACCAACGUAACCGUUGGCGACGACAACUUACAACUUCGAUUAGACUUGACCCAGCCGGAAAUAUGGGUGAUGAACGAGAAUUUUUAUUCUUGUGACCAAGUAUUUUCGUAUUAUCAGGUAGAAUUCGAAUCUUACGGCUCCAACAUUCCUGACCUGGCCACUGAAAACCCUUUAUAUACAGCCACAGCGUGCGCACAAGGAGGAGUCUACACCACCCCGUCGCUGGAUAUUCCCACGCCAACCAUCCCCGGGUUGUCCAAUGGCCAAACUUACACCAUUCCAAACUUGAGCAUCAUCGACGCUGAAGGAGAAUUCGAAACCGAAAACAUUUCAUUUGUUUUAGGAAGCAACCAGAAGUUGACUCUUCCUGACUUCUCCUUCGUCAACGUAGAUUCCACAAAUAUGUGGGUAGGGGGGUUGGGGUUGGCCGGGAAUCCCACAGGUUCUGGAUUUCUCGACUCGCUCGUUCAACAAGGCAUUAUCAAAUCCUCGGCUUACUCGCUUUGGUUUAAUGGAGUGCAGGAACCUGGUGGACUCUGUGAGCUCCUUUUAGGUGCUGUGGACCAACACUAUUAUGAAGGGGACUUUUACUCGUUCGAUAUAAUACCCUAUGCUGGAGGUAAGAGCAACGACUAUACAGACCAGCUUUUGCAGGGCCUCAAACUCCCCACGAUUCUCCUCUCGGAUUUGAGAGUAAGAAAUGAGAACAGCAAGGAGGAAAUCUCGCUUUUCUCGGCGCUGGAUAGUGUUCCGGUGCUAAUGGAGUCUCGAACUUUGUACAAUUAUCUUCCUUUGGACUCUAUUAUUAACUUGGCAAUUCAGCUCGAUGCCAUCUACAACAAUGACGUGGCCGAGUGGAUCGUUGAAUGUGAUAAGAUCUACGAAGCCAACGCUCUGUUGUUGUUCUCGUUUGGCGAUUUGGAAAUAGACAUUCCUAUGGAAGAAAUGAUUUCAAAUGCAACUUAUCAAGAUACAUUUUUGACUUUUUCCAAUGGGAAACGAGCUUGCUACUUGAUGGUGUUGCCCAGUUCAGAGCAUGGCUAUUCCAGUCUUGGAAUCACAUUUUUACGCCAUGUUUAUAUGGCCCUCGAUAACGACGGAGGCCGUAUAGCCAUUGCCAAAGCUAAUAGCCUCGAUGUCGUGCAAGACGACUACUCCACAUCCAAGUCUGUCAGCGACUUUCCCACCAAGACCAUGGCUAACAUCACCGCAUCGACUAUUUCCCGCAUUUCAAGUGGAAAAAUUCCAUUUGCUACUCACCAAAACCAGUCAUCUACCUCGUUAACUUAUAGUGCUGCCAACACCGGCGCCCAGGAUAUUCCCGAGCGAUUUACAGGCGCUGUCAUUCUGUCGGGACAAAUCUUCUUGACCCCACUCACAGGAAGCAGUGCUAUAGCCAGUGCUGCUGACGAACUGACGGCGAAAAUGAAGAGUGGUGGCAGUUCGAAGUACACUUUUGUUACGAUUCGGAGCAUGAAGACAGAAAUCCAAAUAAUAAUGACAAUCAUAGGGGUUGUGAUUAUGACGCUUAUACUCAUAUAG